UGGAAUGAGUGGAAUAUUUUUGUGGCGGCACGCGAGAACAAUGUAUAUUUUGACACAGACUUUCUUUUACCGUUGCUUUCAAUUCAGACUAUUAUAUACAAUGGGAUGAUGUGGUAAAGAAUUAAAAGUUUAUUUUUAUUUACUGGUAAAAAUUUUACUAUUCGACAAUAGAGUAUACGGUUACUCCGAAUUAGUAACUCGAACCAUAACCUCAAUUUUAGAUUUUUAACAUUGUUUUCUCGCCAUCGCAUAUACAAGAUUUUACGGAAAUCUUACAAGGUUAUACGAAACCCGUUAUUCAUUGUUCACAAGCGUUAACUGUUGGCAUGCAGUGUGGCAGUUUUUUCGGAUCACAUGGCGGACGCGUAUCUUCCAAAGCACUCCACAUACAGUGCCGACAACGAUAUCGAAGCAGAAGAGCUGAACUAUAAAUUAAUCAAGCUUUUAUCCGAGCUUAAAACUCCUUCGCAAGCAAUCCCGAUAGAUUAUCAGAAAACUCGAUCCUUAUCUGGUACGAAUUCCGAUAACGAUACAGAGUCGUUGCAGGAUUCUGCAAGUUUGCCCGGCUCGCUCGACUUUCGGCGGCAUCAGUAUGAUUACUCAUACACUCAGCAUGGCAGCCCACUUACCUCCAAACACUUACCGAACUUUUUGCCUCCGAUCGGUGUUUUCUGGGACAUUGAAAAUUGUCAAGUUCCUAAAGGGCGAUCCGCCAUAGCCGUUACGCAAGUAAUCAGAGAUAAAUUUUUUUAUGGUUAUAAGGAGGCGGAAUUUAUCGUAGUCUGUGAUGUACAAAAAGAAAAUAAGCAAAUUAUACAAGAGCUAAAUGACGCUCAGGUUAACUUAAUACAUGUUGCAGCAACGUGUAAAAAUGCUGCUGAUGAAAAAUUGAGACAAUCGAUCAGGAGGUUCGCCGAUAUUCACGGCAGUCCUGCGGCCAUCAUUUUAAUAUCUGGAGAUAUUAAUUUCGCAGCUGAUUUAAGUGACUUGCGACACAGGAAGAAAAUUCACGUGAUACUUCUCCACAAGGAGAAUACUUCUGAGGCUUUAAUUUUAUGUGCAAAUGAACAUUAUGACUUUACAGAACUUAUGGAGCCACUGCCGUCCAGAACUCCAGUCAAGGUCAACGAAUCGUUUGAUCUUCUGGUUAGUAACCUUCCUGAAGACAAAGACGUUACAGGAAUUAAGCGUCGGCUCAAAAGGUUAUCUAAUAAUUGUGGAGGACGAGUUGUUGAAGUUCAAUCAAAUGCAGCGAUCGUACGAUUUAUUUCCAAAGAAUACGCAGACAGAGCUCAAAAGCGUAUGCAUGGAGAAUACGUUUUCGAUUCUAAAAUCGCCGUCAAAUUCCUGAAGGAAAAAGAGUCUUCAGAAUCCAACAAUCGAGGAAACUCAGGCGUUCGGGAGCACACAUCAAGUGAAUCUGAAGCCAUAAACACACCGACAGGACAAAUGUUUGGGACAAAUUCGACAAUAGCAGGAGCUAGAAGUCUUCCUGUGACUCCUCAUUACCAUUCCGCAUCUCCAAUUGUGGGAUCAUAUUCCGCGUGGAAUGGAGUUCACUGCUCAGCAAUUAAUUCACAGACUGGCUUCGUUGAUUCAGCAUCUUCCUUCAUUGGAAAAUGUUUUUCUUACAACGAUAAUUCUAAUAAACCGUAUUCGGAGCAUUCCAGGGUCCAAUCGCCCCUCGUUUAUCAAAUGACAGGGGCACAUCAGUUGAAUCGUUUGUGGGAAGAUCACUACAAGGAAAAAGCGAAAGCAUCUUUGGGAAAAAGAGUGCAUAUUCCACAAGUCUGCGAUAAUUUAAUUCCCGAUGGAAUUCAUAAUCGCACACCUGACGGUCUUCGACGUAUUAGAGGAGCUCACAGUUCCUUUCCUCAACCAUCCGAAUUUGGUGCACAAAGACCGCCUUGGCCUGCUCCACCGAAUCAUAAUGGAAAUCACAAUGCAUUCCUUCCGCCAUUUAAGCGGCAAAGUCCAUUGCCAAUGUUCGUUUCACAAGGUCGUGACAUGGGCCACUGGAACGGACAACAAUUCCAGACUCCACAUCCAGGUCCAAUUCGUAAUAUGAGAGCCUCAUCUCCUUAUGACAUGGCUCCCAUGCAGCCAAUGGGCCAUCAUCAGCUCACUCGAAUGUCUCCCUACCAUCAUAGUGAUGCUGAAAACGAAGAAGUUGAGAACUUCUUCAAUCCAAUCAAUAGCAGCCGCAAUGGAAUAAAUUCGUCCAAUGGCACUUUCACUCCUAUUGAAUUGCAAGUAACGAAUCUUGAUCAAAACAUCGAUCCGAAAGAUAUGAAACGAAUUCUUUCCUCGAUUUUUAUGGAACACGUAAUGGUCCUUCACGUUUCAGUCUUUAUGCAGUCGGACGGAAACUUUGCUGCGAGUGUUAAAGUACCUUCCUUGCAUGACGCACAGUACGCGAUUUCACAGUUGCAUCGUCGCAAAAUUGGAUACAAAAGAAUCCUGAUUUCGUACUCGCACAGUUGUGGACCAAAUCCUCAACUCGUGAGGUCCCAGAUCGUGAUGCUUUUGCAAGAAGUUCCUGGGCACAAGUUGCCACUGUUUAAAUUUCGAGAAAUGUACGAGAGCCGCUUCAUGAUCUCGAUCAGUGUCUCGGAACUUUACAAACUCAAGGUGAGUUUAUCGAAUCUUCCGUAUUCCGUUUUUACAUUGUCAUCGAAAUGUUUUCCUAACUGUUACGAAGCAGAAUUUAAAGAAAUUUUGAAUAUAGACGAGAAUGGUGUUCCUUUAGAGCAUUUAGUUUCUUGCCUGUCAUCUGUGGAGUUGUAUCAAGGAGUUGGGAGUGUCAAGUUUUUGAUUUGGGCAGGAAAAAAUGCCCAUGAUGAAAGUCAUGAAGAUAACAAAUGCGUGAGUCCUCCAUUGGCAAAUCAGUUGGCACUCUUCAGUCGUGAAUUGGUUGACCUUCUGAAAACUGCACCCCAUUGUCAGUUGCCUUUCAACCGAUUCAUCCCAGCGUACCAUCAUCACUUCGGCAGACAAUGUCGAGUAGCUGAUUAUGGUUUUACCAAACUAAUAGAUUUGCUGGAAGCACUCACUCAUACUGUCCAGGUGAUGGGCGAAGGAAAUAAACGUGUAGUUACCCUCUCUCACAGGGCCCAAGUUCGUCGUUUCACUUCAGAUUUGCUUCGUGUUCUCAAAGCUCAAGCUAGCAAACAGGUCGCUCUUUCAGAAUUUCCGAGUGUCUAUGCCAGAGUCGUUGGGAAAGCAUGGGAUGUAGUCGAUUAUGGUGUUUGUGAAAUUGGAGAUAUUCUUGGAGAAGUCUCAGAAAAUACAGUCGUCGUUUCCAGUUUUAAUGGAGAUGAUCAGCUGAUUGCUAUCCCAAAACGAGAACAAACACCAGAGGAAAUAGAAAGAACUAAGCAAUUCGCUGUUGAGGUUGUAGAGCUUUUGCGACAUGCGCCACAGUGUAGAAUGCUCUUCAAUAAAUUCGUGCCUUCUUAUCAUCACCACUUUGGUCACCAGUGUCGGGUUUCCGAUUACGGUUUUACGAAAUUGAUCGAGCUUUUCGAAGCGAUUCCCCAAGUCGUGAAAAUUGAGGACGUGAGCGGGGGUGAAAGAAGAAUUGCUUUGACUGAAAAAGAAGGUCUUCUCAUUCUCGACGAGCAAAUUUCGAAGUUAGUUGCUCGUUCCAGAGGAAGUUUGAACGUUUCUGCCGUUCCCCACGAGUUUUUGCAACUCUACGGUUAUGUACUUCGUCCGGAACUGUUUGAUUGCAGUUCUAUAUUACAACUUAUGGAGAAACUGGACAAUACUGUCAAGGUGAUUCAUACGGACGCGGGAGCAUUCGUAAUUUCGGUAGAUAAAUCGCAUUUACAGCAGGUCGCAUUGCAAUGUCGUCGAGUUUUGAUAGACCAAACGGAGUUUCGUUUGCCACUCAAUAAGUUCCAGCAUAUUUACACUCAGCUUUUCCACAAGGCUUGCAAUUUGGAGGAACUUAGAAAGGAACUUGGCAGCGUCGUACGGCUGAUAGCCAUAAAUAAUGAUCAACACAUCGAACUCACACCGCUACAAUGUUUCGCCUGCAACGCCUAUCGCGUGUUAAUGAACUACGGAGGUUCAUUGAAUAUUUCUCAGUUCGAAGGAGCCUAUUUAACUGUCACAGGAUCCGCUUGUAGAGCAGCACAAUACGGAUUUCCGACCGUGGUGGCUCUUCUUCAAGCAGUGCCUUGUACCGUGAUUCUGAAGGAGAAUCGACACAAGAGGAAGGUCAUUUACCUCAACAAGAAACUGGGCUGUGCUGGUUUCCCACUGCCGUCCUCUUUCACAGCAUCGAACCAAGAUUCAGAAUCGGGCAACGAAUCAGUUGAGAUGGACUCUUCGAUACGUCUCAAUGUCUCAAAUGCCAUUAACAUCUCGAAAAAUCGAGACAACUGGAAUGCUCAGAGUGCGAACAACUCCUGGAAGCAUAAUGAGGAAGGAAAUUCCUGGGACAAGAACAAUGAUUCUCACUGGGCAGCCUUACCACAUGGUGAAAAUCAGUCUCAGAAGUGGCCGGAAGUCGGACGGAGCGGAGAGAGUUUUUUGAAGAGUCUGAUACGCACUCCGAUCUUGAGCAAUGAAUUUCCUCCACCGCCUCCUGCGCCAGAAGCUGUUGAACUGAUCGAAGACGAAGAAAAGAUUAUCGAUUGGAGCUCUUCGGUAUGGGCCACUCCGCCAAAGUAUGCGUAUUCACAGAGCGAGCAACUCACAAACAUCGAGGUACCUGCUAUGACUCUGCCUGCGUGGAAUCAAAACGUAACAAUUGAUGAUGCUUCGGAUCUUUUGUCGCCGACAAAGAAUCUAUUGCCGGCUUUGGCAAAUCCACUAAAUCCGAGAAUUUCGCCUUACUUUGCUGGAAACCGGAACAUGGUAGUUGCUCCACAUCCAUCUGCACUGCCGCUACCUUCUGUUUCUUUAACGGCUCGAAAAGACGUUUCUGAACGAAUAAGUCCUACCAGUUCCGCGAGUGGAAGUUUUAAUGAACCUGAAACUGCAGACAGGGUCGAUACAACUCCUACUAAACGCUCAUUCUCUGGAAAGCGUCGAUUGGCUGCCCAAUUCGAUCAGCCCAUCGACUCCUGAACGAAGUAACUCCUGGAAAAAAACCUUGAAACACACAAAAAGCGGACUAGAUUCCAAGAUCUAGUCCCAACUUGAAUUUUAUUGCGAAGAAAUAAAAGUGUAAUACAUAUGUAAGAUCUCGGUAUGCCGCUGCGCACUAGGCCAAAUACCUAAACGAGCGUUGACCGCUCGAAUAGGUAUUUUCCUAAUUUCAUUUAAUCUUGAACAUUUCUAUCGAUUAAAAUUUCACGAGCGAGAUAAAAUGCUGGAAUGCAAAACUCUUUGAUUGUGAAAUGUAUGAGCGGCAUGAAAUACCGAGUGUAUCGAUGAUUCCAUAUUGGGAUUGUACAGCACUGUCCAAACUGUGAUAACAAGUAUGGAGCAUCAUAACCAAUUUCAUCUCUCCUGAAUGGCCUAUCCAGAAGCCUACAUUCAAUCUUAUCAUCCAUUAAAAUCGUGCGAUUCGAACCGAUCUCCAUGGACUGAAACAAAAAUAAAAAAAAAGAAAUAAAAAAACUGCACGAUUUAUUUAAGAUCAAUUACUUAAGGUCGUCUUACGCUCGAACGUAUAAAGAUAUUUAGUUAACAAAACAAAAGAAAACAAAAAAAGUAGAAAAAUAAAUCUCCAAUGAAUCCGAUCGGUUCGAUUCUCCAGAUUUACCACAAAUUGGUUCUGAGAAGUCGCGCGAAACUAAAUUUUUCGCGACUCAGGCAUCACCUUUGCAUACUUAAUAUAAGUAUUAUCAGUGUCGACUAGGAAAAAAAGUCUCUCUCGCUGCCUCCGUUUCCUUUGAAUUAUUUUCACAGAGACCAAAAAAAUUAUCAUGAAGAAAAUUAUUUCGAGCCUCUUGUGUGGUUGAGAGAGACGAGCGUUGUUUUUAUUCUGGGAAGCAUUUUCAGUGUUUAACGUGUAAGCUAAGUGAUUGUGCGAUUAUACAGAACUUGCAGAAGAUCGUUUUUUACUCGAAAAUGAGAUGACCAGGGGUUUUAGAGGAAAGACAAGGAAAUUGCGAAUCACGUUUCUAUAGGUUUGUCGUUUUUAAGUCCCAAGUCCAAAUUCGCGAAGACGUUAUAAAUAUCGCGGGCUGGAAAUAAGGUUUUUUUUCAUGCCAGUGCGAGGUGCAUGUCGGCGAUCUUGAUGAUCUCAGAUUUUAUUUGUACUUGUGAAUAAUAUUUUAGUAGAAAUAAAGGCGUAUUUACUAUACUUUUGGAUCGCGCGGCGACAUUGUAAAUACUCACGACAACUCGAUGAUUGUGUUUCAAAAUGGCUACAUUGCUUAAUUUGUAUAUAAACGAAAAGUCUGAACUAAUAUCACAGCUAGAUAAUGGUGUGUUAGUGAAAAUUCGUGUUUGCCGUUAGAAAGAAACAAUGGUUUGCCGGUCGGAUGAUCUCGAAUCGGCAUCAUCGAGCUGCGAAGAUAUCUUCCUUGUUAUCCAUCGAUAACCAAGUUCUGUUAAUUUAUUUUUAAUACACUGCCUUUUUGUUAUUAAGUAUUACUACGUAUUUAUUGUGCUCUCUUUCAUUUUGAUAGGUUUACUGUUUAACCGAGUAUACGUAAACGUCUCUAGGUCGCGAAUAGAUUGAAACCCAACCGCGCAAUUUUCUUGUGUCAGCACGCUGCAUCUUUUUUUUGAGAAACAACUUUUGCCUUCGGUGCAAGGAAUUUGGUGCCACUUUUGUAGUUUUAUUUAUUGUCCGCACAUUCCACGAUGCUGUUGUGCCGUCGACGAUUUUAAGUUCCCUUUCUUCUUUUAGCUAUUGGCACCGAUGCACCGUAAGUGUCGGCUUCUUGAUUUUCAAAUUAUGACCUGAGAUUUGAAUUUGAAUUGAGUGAGGAAUCGAGCAAAGAAAUAGAGGCGAUAUCUUCAAUAUCUCGGUCUUUCGUAACUUAUAGAUCGUUUUACUCACAUAACCAAUCUGGAUAAUAGAAAUUUAUCGUGUAAAGUGUACAGGAUCAACCGGAUUCUCUGAAAUGUAUUUAAUAAUUUGAUAUUUGCGUACAAUAGGUGUAGAUAUUUUUAUAUAUUGUACUAUGAAACGUGAAACGGAUACGUGAAUGAAUAAAAAAAAAUGAGAACAUUCUGUUUGCAAGUUAAAA
This is a messenger RNA of Belonocnema kinseyi, 7157 nucleotides long. It is a transcript of the gene Marf1, whose product is annotated as meiosis regulator and mRNA stability factor 1. Gene Ontology annotation, cellular component: cytoplasm; peroxisome. Gene Ontology annotation, biological process: post-transcriptional gene silencing. Bases 355 to 5079 code for a protein of 1574 amino acids. Gene Ontology annotation, molecular function: RNA nuclease activity; CCR4-NOT complex binding; mRNA base-pairing post-transcriptional repressor activity. Lineage: Eukaryota; Metazoa; Arthropoda; Insecta; Hymenoptera; Cynipidae. The record is from RefSeq and is a predicted model, not a curated record. The transcript is spliced from 24 exons.